This is a messenger RNA of Exophiala bonariae, 1722 nucleotides long. RefSeq lists its product as uncharacterized. Gene Ontology annotation, molecular function: catalytic activity. The record is from RefSeq and is a predicted model, not a curated record. The transcript has a single exon. Lineage: Eukaryota; Fungi; Ascomycota; Eurotiomycetes; Chaetothyriales; Herpotrichiellaceae. The coding region runs from base 1 to 1722 and encodes 573 amino acids.
AUGGGGGAGCAAUCGACGCCAUAUUCUGUUCCAGAUGAGAGCAGAACCUUAUUGAGAGACGGCAUUCUGAACCACAGGUUGCAUAGCUCAUUACCGCCAGAGUGCAAAGAGUUUGCCCAGUAUGUGAAGUAUGAAGGGUCGGCCGCACCGAGCAUUGCAAUCAACUGGAGAUUCGCAGAAAGCGUCUCGUCGUUGAAAGGCCUUGAGGCGACACUGAUUAACGUUUUACUUGGACGAAAGUAUGACGAACCACCGAAGGAAGUGGUCAUUAACACGGAUCAUGCACAACUGUUCUUUAUGUCUUCUUUGGUUCUCGAAAUCAAUCCGGACUUCUCAGCACCUAUCUCACCGACGCCGGUACGCGAUUUGACCGACAAAUAUGCGAACUAUUUCCCAAGUGGCGACAUCCAUCGAAUGGCUUCAUCACUCUACCGUCGAGCUGUUCACAACAUCUACAAGACGAAAGACGACCGGUGGUUUCACAUACACGGUAGCCUCAACCCAGAGCCAUCCUUGAAAGGAGCAGGACUACCACUUGACAUGCCCGAGCUUAAGACGUUCGAAGAUUCUUGGCAACCCUACAUCAAGCGCAUCCGUGAAAAGACCGCAGUUGAAUGGGACCAUAUUCUCGGUGAGGAAUGCCGUCAGGCUGCUACCAUCUGUCUCGAUCCUCAAGAGUACAGGGACAGCCCACAAGGCAAGGCGAAUUCUGCAGUGGGCUUAUAUCGAAUCACAAAGCAAGAGGGGUCGGCACAAGCAGCGGGAUGGUGGCGUCCGACAACCUUUACAGGCCCACGACGGCCGCUCGCUGGACUAAAGAUCGUGGAUUUGACCAGAGUAAUUGCAGGUCCAGCUAUAGGGCGAGGUCUGGCAGAGCUAGGCGCAAGUGUGAUGAGGGUUACAGCUUCGCACCUUCCGGAUUUCUCAGGUCUUCACCCUGAUUUGAAUUGGGGCAAGUGGAAUUGCAACCUAGAUCUACGUGGUGAGAGUGAUAGAUUCAAGCUCAAAGAUCUGAUACUGGACGCAGACGUUGUUAUCAACGGCUACAGGCCUGACGUGUUCGUCAAAUACGGCUUCGGCCAGGAUCAGGUUUUUGAACUCGUCAAGAACAGGCAACGGGGCAUUAUCUACGUGAGAGAGAAUUGCUUUGGAUGGGAUGGUCCAUUGUCGCACAGAAGUGGUUGGCAGCCGAUAAGUGACGCCCACACUGGUGUGGCAAUGGGAUAUGGUCGAGCCAUGGGCAACGACGAGGCUGUAAUCCCUGUUUUUCCAAACUCUGACUACUGCACGGGGAUAGCAGGUACAUGUGGCGUUUUGGAAGCUCUCAUGGAGCAGGCACGCCAUGGCGGCUCCUAUCUCAUUGACACAUCACUCAACUAUUACAAUCAAUGGUUGACUUCGACAGUUGGAGAGUAUCCUCUUCAAGUAUGGAAGGAUGUCUGGGCACGCAAUGGGAGGCAAGUUUUCCGCCACUACCAUAGCAUGAACUAUACGAUCCCUCGCUACUUCGAAAUGAUGCGGAAAGAAGGAACAAUCCUCGAUUUAAAAUAUUUCGAGAAGAGGGUGUCUAAAGCGCAGGGUGACCUCGUAUUCAGGGCACCGAAGGCGGUCCUCCAAUUCCCACCGAACACGGUACAGCUUAGCUUCAAUGUUGGCACUCGUGGGAAUGGAAUUGAUGAACCCAAGUGGCCGGAUGAUCUAUUGACUGAGAUUGUGAAAUAA